ACAGAGCCACAUAUAUAGAAGAAACAGAGGAAACGAAUUUCUAAAACAAGAUUAUGGGGAGCCAAGAAGUGAAGUUGGUGAGUUUUUGGGCGAGUCCAAAUGCUAAGGGGGUCGAGUGGGCGUUGAAAAUAAAGGGUGUUGAUUUUGAGUAUGUGGAAGAAGACAUCUUCAACAAAAGCCGUCACCUUUUGGAACUGAACCCAGUUCAUAAGAUGGUUCCGGUUCUUGUCCACGCCCAUAAACCAAUUGCAGAGUCAUUCAUUAUCCUUGAAUACAUCGACGAAACAUGGAGGCAGACUCCACUUUUGCCUCACCAUCCUUAUCAAAGAGCUCUUGCUCACUUUUGGGCAAAUUUUGCUGAACAAAAGCUUAUGGAUGCAGCAUGGGUUGCAACGUGUAGCAGUGGGGAAGAACAAGAAAAGGCGCUGAAGCUAGCGAGAGAUGCAAUAGAGAAGAUAGAAGAUGAGAUUAAGGGGAAGAAAUUCUUUGGAGGAGACAAUAUUGGGUACCUUGAUCUUGCUCUUGGAUGGAUUUCUUACUGCCUUCCAAUUUGGGAAGAAGUUGGGUCAAUGCAGGUACUUGACCCAUUAAGAUGCCCAGCCAUCUCUUCAUGGAAGAUCAAUUUUCUGAGCAAUCCCGUCAUCAAGGAUAGCUUGCCACCGAGGGAUGAAAUGAAUGUUUACUUCCACUCUCGUAGAAAGGCAUUGUUGGAGGAUGUUUACUUCCACCACUCUCGCAGAAAGGCAUUGUUGGAGGCAUUUCAUGGCUAGUUCAAGGUUUAGAUCUUUUUUUCCUUUUCUACUAUCAGUAUUUCACAAUGUGAAUGUUGUACAAGUGUACACAAUAGAUUCUAAUCACACAGCACCAUUUGUUGCACAAUUGAUAC
Molecule: messenger RNA, 886 nt
Organism: Trifolium pratense (red clover)
Lineage: Eukaryota; Viridiplantae; Streptophyta; Magnoliopsida; Fabales; Fabaceae
Product: glutathione transferase GST 23-like
Exons: 3
Coding region: 54-770 (238 amino acids)
Biological process (GO): glutathione metabolic process
Cellular component (GO): cytoplasm
Molecular function (GO): glutathione transferase activity
Source: RefSeq, a predicted model, not a curated record